UGGGCCACUCCUGCCUGGCAAUGGUCUGUUGUGGACAGCCAGCCACCUGUAACCCAAGCUAGAAUGUUUUUUCUUCUCAGUAUCUUUCCUGAUGCCAGCGGCUUUCCUGAUGAGCAGGCUUUUGAAGCCAUUAGAGCAUACUGAGGAAGAUGAGUUUUGGCAAGACAGGGCAAAUGAGAGGGCACAGCGGGGCAUUUUGUGGUUUCUUUCUGCCUUCAGGAUGUUCUCAGGCUCCACCCAGCUAUACUUGGAGGUGCUUCUAUGGACCGUAUCCUAGAACUGGAACUCCCAGCUACAAAGUGUGAGAAGUGUGGACCGGGCUACCCUACCCCUCUGGAGGCCAUGAAAGGACCCAGGGAAGAGAUUAUCUACCUGCCCUGUAUUUACCGAAACACAGGCAUUGAGGCCCCGGAUUAUUUGGCCACCGUGGACGUUGACCCCAAGUCUCCCCACUAUUGCCAGGUCAUCCACCGGCUGCCCAUGCCCAACCUGAAGGAUGAACUGCAUCACUCAGGAUGGAACACCUGCAGCAGCUGCUUCGGGGACAGCACCAAGUCCCGCACCAAACUGAUGCUGCCCUGUCUCAUGUCCUCCCGCAUCUAUGUGGUGGAUGUGGGCUCCGAGCCCCGUGCCCCGAAGCUACACAAGGUCAUUGAGGCUGAAGACAUCCAUGCCAAGUGUGACCUGGGCUACGUCCAUACCAGCCACUGCCUGGCUAGUGGGGAGGUGAUGGUCAGCUCCCUGGGAGACCCCAAAGGCAAUGGCAAAGGGGGUUUCGUGCUGCUGGAUGGAGAGACAUUCGAGGUGAAGGGAACAUGGGAACGGCCUGGGGGCGCUGCACCCAUGGGCUAUGACUUCUGGUACCAGCCUCGACACAAUGUCAUGAUCAGCAGUGAAUGGGCGGCUCCCAAUGUCUUUCGAGAUGGCUUCAACCCCGCUGAUGUAGAGGCAGGGCUGUAUGGAAGCCAUUUACAUGUGUGGGACUGGCAGCGCCAUGAGAUCGUGCAGACCCUGCCCCUGCAGGACGGGCUCAUCCCCCUGGAGGUCCGCUUCCUGCACAACCCAGACGCGGCCCAGGGCUUCGUGGGCUGUGCCCUCAGCUCCACCAUCCAGCGCUUCUACAAGAAUCAGGGAGGUACUUGGUCAGUGGAGAAGGUCAUCCAGGUGCCCCCCAAGAAAGUGAAGGGCUGGAUGCUGCCUGAAAUGCCCGGCCUGAUCACCGACAUCCUGCUGUCUCUGGAUGACCGCUUCCUCUACUUCAGCAACUGGCUGCAUGGGGACUUGCGGCAGUAUGACAUCUCUGACCCUCAGAGGCCCCGCCUCACGGGACAGCUCUUCCUUGGGGGCAGCAUUGUUAAGGGAGGGCCCGUGCAAGUGCUGGAGGACCAGGAGCUAAAAUCCCAGCCAGAGCCCCUGGUGGUCAAGGGGAAACGGGUACCCGGAGGCCCUCAGAUGAUCCAGCUGAGCCUAGAUGGAAAACGUCUGUACGUCACCACAUCUCUGUACAGUGCCUGGGACAAGCAGUUUUACCCUGAUCUCAUCAGGGAAGGCUCUGUGAUGCUGCAGAUCGAUGUAGACACAGUAAAGGGAGGCCUGAAGUUGAACCCCAACUUCCUGGUGGACUUUGGGAAGGAGCCCCUAGGCCCGGCCUUGGCCCAUGAGCUCCGCUACCCCGGGGGUGACUGCAGCUCUGACAUUUGGGUCUGAAGUCCACCCCAGGUAGCCCCAUCCCACAUCUGAGCCCUCACUUCCUCAGACACCUGGCUUCACGCUGCUCCCUCUCGGCCCCCAAGCCUUGGCAGGUAGUCCCACCAAAGCCAAACAGAGGCUAUUGGGACGUAUUGAGUGGUGUCUUCAUUUACUGACCUUUACUGACCACCUGUUGCAUGUUGCUCACUGGCUGUUUUUACACAAACUCUUGGAAAUUGCUUUACCAAGAAAUAAACUACUGAACCUAUU
Molecule: messenger RNA, 1959 nt
Organism: Panthera uncia (snow leopard)
Lineage: Eukaryota; Metazoa; Chordata; Mammalia; Carnivora; Felidae
Gene: SELENBP1
Product: selenium binding protein 1
Exons: 13
Coding region: 262-1707 (481 amino acids)
Molecular function (GO): selenium binding
Source: RefSeq, a predicted model, not a curated record